Chionomys nivalis (European snow vole) is the source of this 5678-nucleotide messenger RNA. It is a transcript of the gene Lrrc55, whose product is annotated as leucine rich repeat containing 55. Gene Ontology annotation, cellular component: voltage-gated potassium channel complex. Bases 1099 to 2034 code for a protein of 311 amino acids. NCBI's taxonomy places the organism in Eukaryota, Metazoa, Chordata, Mammalia, Rodentia, Cricetidae. The transcript has 3 exons. Gene Ontology annotation, molecular function: voltage-gated potassium channel activity; potassium channel activator activity; transmembrane transporter binding. The record is from RefSeq and is a predicted model, not a curated record.
CCAAGACAAUCUCAGCACCAGCUGAGUUUCCCAAGAGGCAUUCAGAUUCUGUGAACUUUAAGCAUCCUCUCUCAGAUUUCCCUUCAGCAUAAAAGAAGGGGCACAGGGACCACAGGACAGGAAAACGCAGAAGAUGCUGGCCUGGGAUCCAGGAGACGUGGAAGAGGAAAGUCGGGGGAGGGGAAGAGCCCAGUAGGCAAUCUGUUCGGAAGCUAGCAAGCAAAGGAGCGGGGAUUCCAGGAUGAGGGAGGCAGAGCCGUUUGUCUGCUGCAGAUUGAUGUCUGUGUCCUUGGAACAGAAGCAGUUCUGCCUCUGCCUGCUGAGAGUACACAGCAAUGGUGACAGAUUGAAGACACAGAGAAUGCUUUCCUAACUGACCCCUACCUGAGCCUCCGGAACUCAUGGCUUUUUCCAGAUUCAGUGGCCCAGACAGUGGGUGUCACUUGGGACUCAGCCCUCUCUGGGCAGCAAAUAGCCCUUGAAAUUCCAGAGGCCAAUGAGACUAAACAGCCAGGCUUUCAGGAGGCCAUGGGAACACACUUCCCCAAGGCCCCUUCUGAAACCGCUGGUCCCAGGUCUUUUCUGAACUCAUGCCCACCAGACCCCCAGGAGAAGCAGCCUCUGGAGAUCCAGGUGCAAUCCUGACCUCUUAAUCAGUCCCAGACCCAGGACAGAGCUUAAGCUCUCUUAGAAGAGGUGCCAGGACCUUUAAAGGCCGUCUUUCAUCUCUCUCCACUUCCUCCCUCCCACCUCUCAGACACAGCACCAAGAGGAAGCAUCCAGCAGUCAUGGGUGACAGGGCCACAAAAGAUCUGCAGGGAUGCUCGCAGGACCUGCUGACAGCUUCAUCCUUGUCCCCCUCAUUUCUCAAGCUUUGAUCAUCCCCGCAGACCCUGGGGUGUCUCAACUGAGUCCUUGCUCCCCAGACAGCACAAAGGGACUUCCUGUGGGUCUUAGGAAGUCCUUGGGUGCUUAGAGGCUCCCAAAGAAGUCUUAAGCCAUGAUGGCAUGCUCUCAGAAGCCCCACCUUCCCGACUCAGGCCUCUAAUGUAGCAGCCUCCCUGUACCUUGACUGUUGAACCGAGGGACACAGCCCUCAUGGGCUCCCUACAGCAUUGCUGCUGCCAGCUGCCAAAGAUGGGAGACACCUGGGCCCAACUUCCCUGGCCCGGGCCUCCCCACCCAGCCUUGCUGCUGGUCUUCUUCCUCUUGGCAGCUGGAGUGAUACACUCUGAUGCUGGUACCAGCUGCCCAGUCCUUUGUACCUGUCAUAACCAAGUCGUGGACUGCAGCAGUCAGCGGCUGUUCUCCGUACCCCCGGACCUGCCAAUGGACACCCGCAACCUCAGCCUGGCCCACAACCGCAUUGCAGCCGUGCCGCCGGGCUAUCUCACAUGCUACAUGGAACUCCGAGUGCUGGAUUUGCGCAACAACUCCUUGGUGGAGCUUCCCCAGGGCCUCUUUCUCCAUGCCAAGCGCUUGGCGCACCUGGAUCUGAGCUACAACAACCUCAGCCAUGUGCCGGCUGACAUGUUCCGGGAGGCUCACGGACUGGUGCAUAUCGACCUGAGCCACAACCCCUGGCUGCGGAGGGUGCACCCCCAGGCCUUCCAGGGCCUCGUGCAUCUCAGAGACCUAGAUCUCAGCUAUGGUGGCCUGGCUUUUCUAAGUCUUGAAGCCCUGGAGGGCCUCCCGGGGCUGGUGACACUGCAGAUCGGGGGCAACCCGUGGGUGUGUGGUUGCACCAUGGAGCCCUUGCUGAAGUGGCUGCGGAAUCGGAUACAGCGCUGUACAGCGGAUUCUCAGCUGGCUGAGUGUCGGGGCCCCCCUGAAGUUGAGGGUGCCCCCCUCUUCUCACUCACUGAAGAGAGCUUCAAGGCCUGUCACCUGACUCUGACCCUGGAUGAUUACCUCUUCAUCGCCUUUGUGGGCUUUGUAGUCUCCAUCGCUUCCGUGGCCACCAACUUCCUCCUGGGCAUCACGGCCAACUGCUGUCACCGCUGGAGCAAGGCCAGCGAGGAAGAGGAGAUUUGACACUGGUGCCUCUCAUUCCUCCAUGCUGCCGCCACUGCUGCUGACCGCUGCACACCUUGGAUCACGGUGCCCUGGCUGCUUCCAUCACAGCUCAAACAACGUUGGGAAACCAAUCUUGUAUGAGCGUCUUAUCCACCUUGGGCCCGGCACUGUGCUAGCACCUGGGAAUGAAAGACAAAUCCAACCCAGUCCCUGCCCUUGAGGUACUUACUUUUAGUAAAAGAAAGCAGUUCCAAAACAUUCUUUUAUGGCAAAAUGCCAGUGCUCUGAGAACAGUGUUAGGGAAGCCCAGAGGAGAGUCCAUCAUCUGUGCCUCAAAAAGCCCAAGAAGAAUUGCAAGAGUGAUCUGCUAAGUAGCUAGAGAAAGGUUGGCACCGCAAAUGGCAGAACACACGAUGCAGGGAAUGUUGAGAGCUGCUCACUGUUCCUUGUGGCCUAAGGGUAUAGAGGAGGUGUAGACAAAAGCAAAACUUUCCCUCUGACAGUCAGUUUUUCAGUCCCCACGGCUGCCUGCCAUUGCCCUCCACGAGUGCGAUGCCUCCUGUGCCAGCUCCUUGACCUCCUCCCGCUAGCAGCUUUGGGGUGAAAGGACCUCCGAGUGACUUCCCUGAUGGUGAGAUCCCAGAAAACAGGCUGAAGGUAAUGAUCCUCAGCACCCUUCUUUCUUUCUCUCCCUGUCUCUGCCUCCGACUUAAGGCUUGUCUUCAAUGAGAAGGCAGAAGUCCCCACAACGGGGGCAGCAAAAGUCUUGGCACCCUGGGAUCCCAACCGUGUAACUGUUCUUUCCAUGGUGCUUACACCAAAGGAACUCACCAGGAAAUUGCACUGUAAGGCUCAGAUCCUAGCAUGUUGGUACCCAGGACUGGAGGACAAAGCCACCACAUUCACAACCAUGGGACUGUAUGUCUUUUCUUCUAAGCAGCUCACUCAUUUGAGCAUAAAGGAAGGAGCGCUAUUAGUUGUUGAUUCUUGCUAGUGUCUGCAGUGUGCUAAGUUCCCUCAGUAGUUUCCUUUCAUACACACAACAGCUCUCUCGGGGAUUUAGUGUUCCCAUUUUGCAGAUGAGGUCACCAGGCUCAGAAUAAGGAUAAGGUAACAUGCUAUGUCAUGAUCAAAAUACAAUCAGUCUUCUCCACCACAAUUCUUUCUAAAGCUCCAUAAAUUCAUAUUCAAACCAUGCUAAUGAAGUUGCUGAUAUGGACCAGGUAACUCCUCUGGGCAUGCUUAUGUUUUCUGAUUCAUCUCUUUCCAUUCUCACUGACAGAGUUUUUACUGUUCCCACUUUGUAGCUGAAUUUAUUGUAGAGAGCUGGGCGACUUAUUCAGCUUAUCUGUGCAAACAAAGAAUAUGGUCAUUGUCCCCAUGGAGGAAAUCUGUAUCUAAUCGUAGAAACCAAGGACUCUGUGGAAACUCAAUCUUCAUCUUCAUCUUCCUCAUUCUGUGUCAUCAGCUUUCACCGUGGUCUUCCCUGUCUCCUUGGACACUGUAAAGGCCAGGGAGCUUCUUUUGCACUCCUCUCCUUGACUUCUCGCACUGCGGUGUGGGAAACUAAUCCAAACACUGGUUUACAGAUAGGAAAGGAGAAGUGUGGGAUUGAGUCUAAAUCCUUCCUAACGCUGGACUCAGUUCUGCCGUGCUUCUCUUUCCAGUGUUUCCUUGGGCAUUUGGGGGAAAAGAAUGUCCUGGAAGCCUGCACAACAGAAGUAACAGAACCCUAAAAUUCAACAGUCACUAGCACAAUAAUCACAAAAACCAAUAAAAGGCAGUAAAGCCCAGCUGUGUCCAGAUUGUGCUCACAGCCAGGCUGUGCCAUCCUCUAAAACAGAGGCAGCACCAGGGACAGCUAAACAGAAGACACCACCUUAACCAUGUAUGAGUACAUCGCUAGAACUGCUGACUUGUGUUGACAGUCACUUUUUCAAACAGCUCUAUGGAAAGCAAGAGCUGUAGCUCCUACUGUGGGUUGUGUUACAAGAGAAACAAGGGAUCUGAGAAAAUCACAGGUGAGAUCCUCAGUAGAAGAUGGGGAGACUUAAGGCCCGGUCUUGUUGGCAAGGCUGGCUUGAAUGAGAAUAAAAACAAGAGCUUUCUAUCUUACUCCAGAUCCAGCAAGCAUCCAUCAACCACCUGCCAGGUAGCCCUAAAAUGCUUGCGGGGAGGAGAUUAUGCUUCUGUCUCAUCUGCAUUGAUCUAAUGAACCAAAAUAGCCCCCCAGCAGCUUCCUGCCUCACUCUUGCUUAUACCGCCUAGGCCAGAGCUCUGCUCCUAUGAAAUAUAACAAAACUAUGUCCUGUUCUCUCUGUGGCCCAACUGUGGCCAACAAUGGUGGACUUCAGCUACCAUCCGCCAGUUAAGUUUAUCACCUACAGUGUUUUUAAAAGAAACUUUUAGAAAUAAUAUUCCUGAUUUAAAACAAAAUCAUUUAUCUUUCCGUAGAGGAACACCAUGCUCACUUACAGUAAUCUCCUGAGCACUACUGUUUGCUGAAUUAUAGUUAACAUAUUUUAAGAUAUACUACUCUGUUUUGCAUAGAAUUAGAACAAGACGAGACACCAAAUGCCUCCUGAGAUCAAGCGUCCUUUCGAGUGGCACAAUUUGAUCUCCAUUAAGGGCAAAGUCUUCUAAGCAAGAUAUAUGUGUAGAAAAUGUCUCUCCAACUUCUAGAAAGUCCCCAGUUAACUAAGGCACAAGAAGGGAGACAUCCAGCUUCCAUACCAACAUGGAGUUCCACUCCCCCACAUUCCUGUUCAGACUGCUGUCAGCACUAAGUGUCUAGAGAAAAUAAAACAAUUCUUGUUGCAAGUGUUUGCAUAUCCUGGUAACCACAAACCUAUUAUUAUGUUCCCAUGAUGUUUCAUUUAGUUUUUUCCACACUGACUAGCAUACGUAUAUGAUGGGUAUUUGUUUGUCUGUCUGUGUAUCUGUGGUCCACUUGUGUUGGUUAUCUGCUGACUUGAAGAAUAUUCCUUUGGAACUUGAGUUCAAUUUUCGGACACAAUCCACUCAGCUAUCAGGUUGAUACACAAAUAUGGACCCUACCCAGUUGUCUGGCUGCACAGGAAAUAUGAAAAGAACCAAUGUUGUAACUGAAGCAAUGUAGUGAACACCUGGCUCCUUCCAACUUCCCUCUGUCCUCCUCUAUCCCCUAGACACUUUGCAGAAGUUUCCUUUAUGCUGUGUCUGAAGAUAUUAGGUCAUAACUAACCAACAAGAUUAUGGUUGUCAGGGUCCAGACAAGAAAACUGUUCCUUAGAAAAGAUCCCAUGUCCACAUCACACCAUUCUGGACCAUGUAUCCUCAAGAAACCACUUCCUUCUUUCAUUCUUACUAGCAUUCCCAUGGGAACUUAAGGAAAUAGGUUGCCCAGAGCUGUUAUAGAGUUUCGUGGUCUCAGUUAAGGACUCCCAACCUCUGGGAAAAGCCAACAGCUGCAUUUCUCCGUAGAAAUAUUCUCUCCCACUCUUUUCAGUUGUAGAAGAGUACAAGAAGAUAACUUUGUUCAUUCCUCAAAGCUAGGAAACCUUGUCUGCUUUUGUGUACCCAGAAGGAGGCAAAAGGAAGUAAGGGAGACAAGACCCAAGGGCCUUUUAUAAAAGACAGUGCUGGCCAGGAGCUGGGUCCAUAAACCUCUCAGUUCUCCUAAG